CGCGUUUCCGGCGAGUCGGGUCAAUUGCGAGGAUUUCUGCGUCCGUCGAGGUGGAAGCGCGCGCGAUCUCGUCGCCGAGGAAGUCGCGGUAAAUCGAGUCCGAUUUUUUGCCGUCCGCCCCGCGGCCGAUCGCCCCCCGAUCGCGUUCACGUCGCGACCCGACGAAUCGACGAAGGUGGCAGGUCGCCUCCGCUUGUCCGCCCCAGAGGAACGCCAUUGUGAGCCGUAGCGACUGUGCCGUGCGGUGAGUGUACCGUUCAUUUUCACGUGCAUUCGCCGUCCACCCGGGAAAAUUUUGUACUCGCGUCGAGACCGAGGGCCGCGCCGGGCGGAGUCGACGAAACGUGACACUUCCUGACAUCGAUCAAGUCUACGGAAAAAUUAACAGUAACAAAAAUGGCAAACGAACCCGAUAUGCCCACCUUCAAGUGCGUGCUCGUCGGCGAUGGUGGUACCGGUAAGACCACCUUCGUUAAACGGCAUCUGACCGGUGAAUUCGAAAAGAAGUACGUCGCCACUCUGGGUGUAGAGGUGCAUCCGCUCAUCUUCCACACCAAUCGUGGACCGAUCCGUUUCAACGUCUGGGAUACGGCCGGUCAGGAAAAGUUCGGAGGUCUUCGCGAUGGCUAUUAUAUUCAAGGACAGUGCGCCGUAAUUAUGUUCGAUGUCACAUCUAGAGUGACGUAUAAAAAUGUACCCAACUGGCACAGAGAUCUGGUCCGUGUCUGCGAAAACAUACCGAUUGUUCUCUGCGGUAACAAAGUCGACAUCAAGGAUAGGAAAGUAAAGGCCAAGAGCAUCGUGUUUCACAGGAAGAAGAAUCUACAGUACUACGACAUCAGUGCAAAAAGUAAUUACAACUUUGAAAAACCUUUUCUCUGGUUGGCACGCAAGUUAAUCGGAGAUCCAAAUUUGGAAUUUGUCGCUAUGCCUGCGCUACUGCCGCCGGAAGUUACUAUGGAUCCACAGUGGCAGCAACAGAUCGAGAAAGAUCUCAAGGAAGCUCAAGAAACGGCAUUACCAGAAGACGACGAAGACCUUUAGUUUAUUUAAUACUGUGGUUGUGGCCUUUACGGAGAGUAAGGCCUACUAUACGAGUGUCCCUUGGAUGUACCGCGCACUCGUGUUUCUUUAUAUAGAGAUCGAAGAUUCUUUCUUUGGAGAAAAUAAUUACAUAUUUACAAAAGCAAUUAUUUAGUUCAAUAAACAUUAUUCUGGAUAAUUUUGAUGUAA
Messenger RNA from Camponotus floridanus (Florida carpenter ant), 1233 nucleotides. RefSeq names its product GTP-binding nuclear protein Ran (gene Ran). NCBI's taxonomy places the organism in Eukaryota, Metazoa, Arthropoda, Insecta, Hymenoptera, Formicidae. The coding region runs from base 397 to 1044 and encodes 215 amino acids. Gene Ontology annotation, molecular function: GTPase activity; GTP binding. Gene Ontology annotation, cellular component: cytoplasm; nucleus. The record is from RefSeq and is a predicted model, not a curated record. Gene Ontology annotation, biological process: ribosomal subunit export from nucleus; protein import into nucleus. The transcript has 3 exons.